This is a messenger RNA of Xyrichtys novacula (pearly razorfish), 420 nucleotides long. The record is from the annotation of a GenBank genome assembly. NCBI's taxonomy places the organism in Eukaryota, Metazoa, Chordata, Actinopteri, Labriformes, Labridae.
AUGCCACAACUUCAAGCUCAACAAACACCACAAACUCAAGUUCAGCAAUUCCCACAAACUCAAGUUCAACAAACGCCACAAACUCAAGUUCAACAAAGCAAAUUCAAGUUCAACAAAUGCCACAACUUAAAGUUUAACAAACACCACAACUUCAAGUUCAACAAACCCCACAAAUUCAAGUUAAACAAAUUCCACAAAUUCAAGCUCAACAAAUGCCACAAACUCAAGUUCAGCAAUUCCCACAAACUCAAGUUUAACAAACACCACAAACUCAAGUUAAAAAAACACAGCAAACUUAAGUUAAAUAAAUGCCACAACUUUAAGUUCAACAGAGGCCACAACCUCGAGUUGAAAAAACGCCACGAACUCAAGUUCAACAUACACCAUAACUUCAGGUUCAAUGAAACACCACAAACUUAA